Messenger RNA from Saccostrea cuccullata (small rock oyster), 1775 nucleotides. RefSeq names its product jmjC domain-containing protein E-like. The coding region runs from base 10 to 1632 and encodes 540 amino acids. The transcript has 4 exons. NCBI's taxonomy places the organism in Eukaryota, Metazoa, Mollusca, Bivalvia, Ostreida, Ostreidae. The record is from RefSeq and is a predicted model, not a curated record. Gene Ontology annotation, molecular function: 2-oxoglutarate-dependent dioxygenase activity.
UGGUUCCAAAUGAUACGUAGAUUCGAAAAAUUGCCAUUCGUUGAGGACACAUUUAAAUUAUUGUGUCUAUUGUAUCUCAUUCCGUAUGUGUAUGCAUUAUCAGGAUGUUUCUCGCUAGAUUUUGUUCUAAGGCGAGCAAGGACUUCAUGCAUAGUCGCUUUUGUGACUGAUGGGUGCACUGUUGUUGAACACGAUCCAUCUAAAGAGUAUAAACAAUUUCAAUAUAUAAGAAACUUAUUGCUUAGCAAUAAACAUGGAAUCUUGGUUGGAUUUAUUGAUAUAAAUGAUGCCUGGCCCGACGGAAGUGAAGUUACUGGAAAACAUGAUGUUGCUAUUAAUAUUGGGGAUAUAGUGUUGUUCGAAAAAAUUACCAAGGACAGAACGGAAAUAUACCCAACUGCGCAACCUCAAAGUAUCGCUCCACUUGUUCUUAGAAAUGUAUACAACAUUGAAGAGUUGAUACAAUUUAUAAAUCAGGGUUGCAAUACGUAUCUUCAUGCUACUGGUGGUCUGUCCAAACAAGGUCUUUACAGGGAGGAAAUUCUGCAAUCAAAGUUUUACGUUAAAAGUGUUUCAAAUGUUCAGUCUAAAGAUGUGUUUUUGCAAAAGUGUUCUGAAAAUGACAACUUCUGUUAUUCAGAUCGUAAUUUGCAUGUUCAUGGUGUCCCCAAACUUCCCGAGUGCGAAAGAAUUCAACUUCCAACACGUGAUGAUUUCUUUCACAAAUAUUUGAAAAAGUCAAAGCCUGUUAUUUUCAAAGAAGUUUUAAAAGACUGGCCAGCAUUUACAAAAUGGUCAAACAAAUAUCUGAGAGAAAAAUACGGCGGACAAGAAAUCAUGUUCCAACUUACACCACAGGGUGAAUUUGAAAGAAUCGAACCUAUAAAUAUUUGGGAGAAUUACCAAAAAUUUAAAUUUCCUCGAUCAUGCGCAGAUCAGAUUCUUACUCCUGAUCUAGUGAUGGUACGACCCGCUACUGAAAGCAAAAAUCUGUCGGUCUUUAUGGACAUUUUGGAUGGAAUUUCUAAUGGGUCUAUUGUAAAUAUGUCUGCAUAUUUAGAAUACGCUUCCAUUCCCAGAUAUCUGCCAGAACUGGAAAAAGACAUUCGAGAAGAGGUUCUCUUUAAGGGUCUCCUAGAAAGGGAGAUGCUGAACAUUUGGCUUAGCGACGGAAGAACUCUUGGAAAAUUGCAUUUUGAUCCAUAUGAUAAUUUUCUUUGCCAGAUAAGUGGAGGAAAGCAAGUUAUAUUAUUCGAUCCACACAACAACCAUCAAUUAUAUGAGGGUCACAUUCAGGAAGCUAGCAUGUCGUAUAAUUUUACGUCGAAGUCAUUUCAAAGACGAUAUUUGCUAGACAAUACGGUGCAAGCAUUUUCUCCCGUUGACAUCAUGAACCCUAAUUAUACAAGAUUUCCAUUGUUCGGAGAAACCUACCCCCUGAACUGUACUCUAGAGGAAGGGGAUGUUCUAUACCUGCCCUCCUUUUGGUGGCAUGAAGUUCAGUCCUUUCCUAACAUCACUGCGGGAAGGAAUCUAGCAAUUAACUUCUGGUAUGAACCGUUUUUAACUCGAGAUUACCCGUGUCCCGAGUGCCAGCUGGACGUUAAUCCAAAGUACAGACAUCUUUUAUGAUACAUCCUCAAUCUUCUUUGACUUUUGAUAUGUUCAGGUUUUUCUUCAGAGAUCUUGGUGUGAUGUUUAAUUAUUUAAAAAAUAUACUGAACAUAACUAUAGCGAUUCAUUUUUAUUUGAAGUUUAAGUACAUAUUUAUGUAU